UCAAGCGCAGCUGUGGCACCCAAGCCCUUUGGGCCCAUUUGCAGUCUCAGUAUGUUGCCAAAUGCAAAUUGCCUGUUCGUCGCUGUUCUUGUGGUGGCUGCAACUGCUACCCGGAUCGCGGUUGAAUCGAAGUUGGAGCAAUCGAAGUUGGAGCACCCGCAACUUGAUCUACCUUCGUCAGCCCAGGUCGCCGGCCGCGUCACCACAGAUGGCCUUGUGAAAUGGAGUAGCACCGGAGCUGUGUCCUACAAGAAGGCCAAGUUUUUGUACGUGACGGCGGUCUCAGAUCACAACAUCCACUUCCAAGAGAAGCCCAAGAGUGGGGCCCUUCACCGCCACACCACCUUUGUUGGCUGGAACAAUCUUCUCACCGGGACGGUGACAAGAUAUCUGUUUGUGACGGACUACGAUGAGGAAAGGGAGAUCCUUUCUUGGUGCAAGACCUCCACAGAGCCGCGUGACAAGGGCUACAUCGACCCUUUUGUGGAGGUUGAGGAGAAAUUCAGAUUGGAAUCUGCGUUGGGACCAGUUUGGUCAUGGAAACUGCCCAAAAAGCUCACCUCAUACGGGACCCAGCUGCUGGCCGAUAUGUAUACAGAGGUGGAUGGUAAAGACACCAUCAAUGCAACUGUGGUCUCGACUCGUGACCGUCGGAACAGUACCUACACCGCGGAGUACAGUCUUCAUGCCCAGUCAGCACUGUCAGACCAUGACAGUUUGAUCUACAAAUAUUUGGAUCAUAGCUGUGAGACAGUGUCCGAUUUUCGGAAUGUGCCAGAAAUUUGUGUUGAUGAAUUGUUGGCAGUGGAAUACGAAUGUGGAUAUGCCGAAUUGCAAUUGCAAUGAUUCCGGUACUGCAAGUUGUAAAGACAAGAGUCUGCGGAAUAGGAAAAUUAUUGGGACGC
This is a messenger RNA of Effrenium voratum, 905 nucleotides long. Lineage: Eukaryota; Dinophyceae; Suessiales; Symbiodiniaceae. The record is from the annotation of a GenBank genome assembly.